CGGCGCGACCGGCGCUCGGAGGCGCCGGCCGUCGUCGCGAGCUCGCCAAGGCCCCCGGCGACGUGCGCGCCGCUGCAGUCGCCGCCGACGACACCGACGUCGCCUGGCGCCGACGCGCUGCUGCCGCCACGCGUGCCCUGGUCGCCUAUGGACGAGGUCGACGCCAUCCUCGGCAACGCCGCCACGUCGAUACAGGACAAGAUCCUCGCGAUCAACCGCCUCCCUCUUCGUCGGCCGUUGAAAAUGGCGGGCAUCGUGGCCGCGUCGAUGCGCGAGACCGAGCUUCCGCGUGCGCGUAUUGCACACGCGUGCGACGCCCUGAACGAGGCCCACUCGUUAGACGACGACGUCUACGGCCUUACAGCGCUCGCGGCAACCCCCUCGGACUCAGAAUGCAACGACGAGGACGACCAGGAGCGCGUCGAGACGCUCGUUGAAGACGACGCGGCGCCCGACCGCGUCAGCCCGGCGAUGGCAGCCCGCGCCGCGCGCUUUGCUCUCUGCACGUGCUCCAGCCUCGCUGCGGCCGCACGGUGGGCAAUGAGCUGCUGGAAUAGGCCUUCGCCGGGCGAGGAAGGACUCGACGACGACGACGACGACGCGCCGUUCUCUGGGGGGUGUUUCGGGAGGAUCUGUCUCAAGCACGAUGAGUUCCUGGGCGGCAUGCCGCCCGCAGACGACGUGGGCUCGGACACACCCCCCUAUUUAUGUACCCUGCUCUACCCAUUGCCCACGCGCCCCCUCGGAAUCGAUGAAAUGCCGGCGUACGUUAUUCAGUACGGUCCGGGACACUACUACGAAGGAAAGCAUGCAAUCAAAGUUAAAGUAUAUAAAAAAGGCUGGCACCGCUGCGGUAAAUACGACUACAAGACAUACAUCGGUGAGUACGACACCUGGAAAGAUGCGGUCAGGGACAUGCGUCGACGAAGACAGGAAUUAGAAAAGGAGACACGCAGCGAGACCCGGGCCCCGACGGCGACUGUUCCUCCACGAAGUACAUCGAAACGUAAACAAAUUGACUGGGACAAGGUUAUCCGCGCCGAAGCUAUUGCCGAAACGCAGCGCCGCGCGCUGGUGCAAGGACCAGAUGCUCAUGCUGACAGCGACGACGGGUUUGAACCUCUUGCCUCCCCGGCCGACGACGACGACGACGAGGACACGCCAUGGGAGCCGGGGCUGUCCCAACGACUGCGGCCGCGCCAACCAGCAAACAAUCAUUCUGAACCACAAGUUUACGAAGAUCCUCCAACGGCCGAGAGGACAUCUCUACGGGGAGACGCACUACUACCUCACUUGGAGAAAUUUACCACUCAUGGCUUGAAUAGAAAUAUAGUACACUUCGCAUAUGCCCGUUUUUUCGGUAAAAAUAUCGAGAACGAAAUAAAAGAAGAGACCGCGCGAAAGUUCGAGAAUACGGUGCAGUCUGUGCGCCUUACUCCGCAAGGUGACGUGGAAAUAAAGGACGUCAUGGAGGCGUGUCGCGGUGCGCGGGAAGUGGGCGAAGAGAAACUACAAGAGGCGGUCUCGAAGAUCAAACACUUGGAAGGGCAUAUCUGCGUGCUAUACGUUUUCGGCUCGGCGCGAAAAUCUAGCAACUUGAAGGACGACACGUGGGCGUAUAAAGGGAAAGGGUGGGUGGUCCCUAUCCGUGUAGAAAUCAAAUUGUCGCGGCGCGUCUCCAACACUGCUGAACAUGGCCUCCACGCCAUCGACGCGACGCCUGCUCGAUGGCGUGGCGAUGUGGUGCUGAAUCGUGACCUCCACGCCGUCGACGCGACGCCCGCUCGACGGCGUGGCGAUGUGGUCCAUCGCCGCUCAUUUCCAGCCAACACGGCCGUCAUCGCCGAGAUAUGACUUCUCGAAGAAUUACCGGGUGCACCCGACGCACUGGUUGAUUUCCACACAGGUGCCCAUCGACGAGAUUCUCGUCCUGCAGCGCCCGGUACGCGAAGUGGUGUCCGAUGCCGCCAGCUCGCAGCGAAAUAGGAUUGUGAUGGUCCAGAAGAAUUUCGGAUCUUACCCGCUGGAUCACAAAGGCGUCACGAAGACCGAAGGCAGACCCUAUGAGUACAAGACGCGGGAGCUCGUCGUGGCCGCGCUCAGGGACACCCUGAAGAGCGGCGGCACGCUGAAGCCGCCUGCCGAGCUGGCCAACGAAGCGCGGAUGCCUGCCGCCUGGAAGAAGCCCCCCAAGAAGAAGAAGAAGAAGAAGAAGAAGAAGAAGGCUCCCAAGAAAGCGAAACCGAAGAAGGCGGUGAACAAAAUGAGUCCCAAGACACGGCCGGCACAGCGGAAGGCCGCGAAGAAAGCAGAGGAGGCCCUGGACGAAGCACGAGCAGAACGGCGCGCUCAGGAUGAAUUGAUUGACGAGGACCGACCGCGCCGCGACGUCGUCCUGAGCGACUUCCCGGCGGACUACUGCGCACAGCUCGUCGCUGCCCGCGUCCUUAUCCGCAGAUGCCUUCGGUGCUGUGAUGUGGGCGUCCGCGCAGGCGACCCUUAAGCUGAGCCUCCGCAAGUGGGGCGUAAGCGACGAACGGGUUGAAGAAGCCAACCUCCGUGUGCACCGCCAUAGUCAGAGAAAGACGCCAACCGGGCGAGAUCAUAUCGAUUGGUAUUAUGAAGCAGACGGCGAGAUCUUCAAAUCUCAAGCUGCCGUGGGGAGGAAAUUGGACGGGAACGUGCCGAACCACGGCCGGAGCGGCCACGGUGGCCGCACGCUCGAGGAUUUGGAACAAGAGCAGAUCGGAGUGUCGCUCCGCGGGAACAGGAUCGUCGACGCCGGGACUAUGCCGAGGGCGUCGUCCAAAGGCGUCGGUAUCGUCGAAUGCUGUGGUGGUGGCGGUGUCCAAGGCGCCGCGCUGGCAUUGGCCCUCGGAUGCCACGUGUGCAUGUGCUUCGACAAGCAGGCGGGCAAGAUCAAGCUCGCUCUCGCCAAUUUCGGCAAGGGGCGGGCGCGUGCCGAGAAGGUGGACGGCGACAGCUUCCGCCGGUUCCUUAGGAACAACCCGCAGGCCGAAAUCAUUGCUCUCGAACCUCCUUGCCAGCCGUGGAUUCCUGUCACAGGCGACGGCGACAAGUGCGAUGACGUCUUACUCGGUGUGAUCAUUCGACGGCGCCUUCUUACUUGAGGACAUCUGUGACAGGACGUGGGCAAGCAGAGCGUCACCGCCCGAGCGGACGGAGAACGCGCGUCUCCAUACGAAAACGAUUCGAUCUGCGCCCAGGCCCUCGUGUCAGAAGAGUUGAUCGAAGCCGCGCUCGAGUCGGACAGGAAAGUCAUCAUUGUUGAAAACUCUAAGAACGCGUUUAAUGGCGAGUUGUACACGAGGCUCUUCAAGAUGGCCGUGGACUUGGGCUACGUCGUAUUGUUGGUGGAGCUCGACGCCCGCGACGUCGCCGACGCCAGUCCUGUUUUUUACAUGAAGACGCAAUGUCAGGCCAUCUUUCUCAAAGUCGGCGACGGCGACGCAAAGGAUAUCGAAAGCGAGGUUGUGCGUGCGCAGCGGCGUGACUGAGUAGUGCCUUCGACCGUGGACGACUGCGCGCGCCGCUGGCCGGGUGGGGACAAACAUCCCUCGAACACAGGUUUGUGCGAGCGACGCCCGCGAUUCACGAGGUGGGAGGCGACGUUGAGGGAUGCUGGUAUAGACGGGCCGAGUAUUAUGUGGUACAACGAUCGACAUGAAAGAGGAGAAAGGGGGUAUAAGAACGGCACGAGCGUCAUCAUUCCUGUGGACAAACCGCUCGUCUCCUCGUUCAGUACUGGCAAACUCAAGGGUGGACUGCGAACAUUUUGUCGUGGACCAGUGAAUUCGGCGCUGCAACGUGCCGGAACCGGCGUGGGGGAGGACCUCGUAGCGUUGGCCAAGGCCCACGACGGUUAUAUGCGGGAUAGUGACUUCGGUUCUGAGGAGCUGCGCGUCCUGGAUCCGAGCACCGGAACCAUGCUGGUCCGCACGCCGACGAUCAUGGAGAUACUCGAUCUGAUGGGGCUGCGCAACUAUAAGCUUCCGUCGGACACUACCAUCUCAGAACUGAUGGAGUUGCUCGGCGAGAUGCAUACCAUGGACGUGGUGAUUGAGUUCUAUCGCCACAUGGCACCGGCCAUCAAUGCAGCCCUCGCGCGUCGUCCGGCGCCGAGUGGGCAAGAGGUUCCUAGAGGUGCCAUAGUGGACAUGCGAUCGCAGCGCGGCGCGCCGCGACCGGACGCCGCGAAGAAGCGAAAGCGGGCCCAGUUGAAGAGAAAGAAGGCUGUAGGGUCGGAGGAGUGCGAGAGGAGGAGAAGUCCGAGGAGCGGUCCGAGGAGGAGUCCGAGAGUAGGUAAUGUGAGUGAAUAAUUUCCAGACUUGUUUAU
Molecule: messenger RNA, 4357 nt
Organism: Pelagomonas calceolata
Lineage: Eukaryota; Pelagophyceae; Pelagomonadales; Pelagomonadaceae
Source: the annotation of a GenBank genome assembly